Messenger RNA from Macrobrachium nipponense, 6103 nucleotides. It is a transcript of the gene ftz-f1, whose product is annotated as nuclear hormone receptor FTZ-F1-like. NCBI's taxonomy places the organism in Eukaryota, Metazoa, Arthropoda, Malacostraca, Decapoda, Palaemonidae. Gene Ontology annotation, molecular function: zinc ion binding; RNA polymerase II cis-regulatory region sequence-specific DNA binding; nuclear receptor activity. Gene Ontology annotation, cellular component: RNA polymerase II transcription regulator complex. Gene Ontology annotation, biological process: hormone-mediated signaling pathway; tissue development; regulation of transcription by RNA polymerase II. The record is from RefSeq and is a predicted model, not a curated record.
CUUUCACUCUUGUUCGGGACCGGGUGGGUCAGUCCUCAGCCAGAGAGCCGAGCGAGUGGAGCGAGUGUGUGAGUGUGUGUGUGUCUGUCUGUAUACGCGCCGUUGUUACUACUACUGCCUGCUGCCGUCGCUGCUGCCGAAGCCUUUAGCCGCUCGGAAGAGAGAGAGAGAGACACACACAUGUGAACUUGCUGCCUCCUGUGCAGCGUCGUCCUCUCGAUGUUAUUAUCUCUCUCACACUCUCACUCGUAAGAUCACUCUUACUUUAUUAUACACUCCGUCGCUUUGCCGCCGUUGGGCCCAGCACUGCCGGCGUUGAUUUUCGUUGUUUUUCCUGAAGAAGAAGAAGAAAACAACUUGAUUAAGAGGAGAAAUUCAACUCGUUUUAACUUUGGAUUUUUUGAUGAUUCGCUCUCCAAGGGAGUAAAAUAUUUCUUCCUUUCUCAGUGAACAAGUGUGGAAUUAUAAUUAUUUUUUUUACGGAAUUAUAUCGUGGUGGAAUUGUAUCGCCCUACUACUGUGAGGAUACAUGGAUAUAGACACUGUACCUGUACGCAUUAGCAGAUGGAAACGGUGGUGAAUUUUGUGAGUGCUUACUACAAUGGAUCCUAACAACUAUCCGCGUAUGAUAAGUUUCUAGAUUAAGAUAAGGAAUUAUUUAUUUGCCUAGAUAGAUACAUAGAUAGAUAAGGAAAAAGUAGAUCGUAAUCUUGCGUUUGUUUUUGCUGUGGUUGUUGUGUCGUCUCGUCAAGGCGGUUACUAUUAUGCUCUCCGGUAUGGAGAUCCCGCUCUCAGUCCAGAACUUCAGCCUGUCCCCCCAGUUCGGGCAGUUGACGAUCUCCGCCGCCCCCAUCACAGUCGAUAUGAACGACGGGGGGCCGGUGGGCAUCGCCACCAGUGCCCUCUCCCCGACGUACACCCAAAUCACCACGGCGGGCGGCGCCGUGGUGAACAAUUGCACCGUGUCCACAAACGCCGUCACCAGUAACGUUACCACCAAUAACAAUAACAAUCUCUUGUCCCCGACACUAAUGGACUCUGGUUUGUUUCCCGGUGUAGCCACCACCAACCUGGACUACACCAGCCUGGCCGAACUGCCCGACACCAAGGAGGGCAUCGAGGAGCUGUGCCCCGUCUGCGGGGACAAGGUGUCCGGGUACCACUACGGCCUCCUUACAUGCGAGUCGUGUAAGGGCUUCUUCAAGAGAACGGUCCAAAACAAAAAGGUUUACACUUGUGUGGCGGACAGGUCUUGCCAGAUAGACAAGACUCAGAGGAAACGGUGUCCGUACUGCCGCUUUCAGAAGUGCCUCGAAGUUGGGAUGAAGCUUGAAGCUGUGCGUGCAGAUCGCAUGAGGGGCGGCCGGAACAAGUUCGGUCCCAUGUACAAAAGAGAUCGGGCACGCAAGCUCCAGCUCCUCCGUCAGCGCCAGCUGCAGCAGCACCCGUCGGGGAUUCUCUCCGGGGCGAGACAUCCCACCACCUCGGGCGUGGCCAUCAGCUACCCCUCCCCCUGCUACUCCAACGCCCCGACCACGCACGUCCACAUCAAGGAGGAGAUCCAGAGUCCCUUCCUCUCUUCGUCCACUUCGUCGCCCGAUUCGUCCCCGUCUCCCAUGGCUGGCCUGGGAGGCCUCGUGGCCGCCUCCAGCGGCGGCGCCGGCGCCGCGGGCGUCGUCGCCUCAGGGAACAUGGCGCCCAUCAUCGCCGGACCCGACCCGACGCUGUGGGUGACGAACGCCCAGUCGCCCCUGGGCGGAGUCACAACCGGUGGACUCACUACUGGAGGAGGUGUCGGCGGAGGAGGAGGAGGUGGAGGAGGAGGAGGCGGUGGAGGAGGAGGAGGAGGAGGUGGAGGAUGUCGAACCGUUGGAUCGACGGGAGGCCCUAGAAUUCCUAUCAUGCUGCGGGAAUUGGUGGACACGGUGGACGACCAGGAAUGGACGGGCUCCCUGUUCUCCCUCCUGCAGAACCAGACCUACAACCAGUGCGAGGUCGACCUCUUCGAACUCAUGUGCAAAGUCCUCGAUCAAAACCUCUUCGCACAAGUGGACUGGGCGCGCAAUUCCUGUUUCUUCAAAGACCUCAAGGUUGACGAUCAGAUGAAGCUAUUGCAGCAUUCCUGGUCAGAUCUACUAAUAUUGGACCACCUGCACCAACGUAUACACAACAGAUUGCAGGAUGAGACGACCUUACCCAACGGGCAGAAGUUCGACCUGUUGUCGCUUGCCCUGUUGGGCACUACGCAAUUCUCGGAUCGUUUCCAUGGCAUUCUCAACAAAUUGGUGGAUCUUAAAUUUGACAUAUCAGAUUAUAUAUGCCUGAAAUUUGUUAUCCUGCUUAAUCCAGAGGUCCGGUGUCUGAACGACCGCCGCUCUGUGGCACAAGCUCACGAACAAGUGCGCCAGGUGCUCUUGGAGUACACGGCUAAUAUGUAUCCUGAUGAAACGGAAAAGUAUCAAAAAAUGAUGGAUUUACUGCCAGAGCUUCACUACAUCGCUGACAACGGAGAAAAAUAUUUGUAUUACAAGCACAUCAACGGUGCAGCACCAACUCAGACCCUGCUGAUGGAGAUGUUGCACAAAAAGGAAAUAAAAAGGGAAGAGGCAACUCUUGGUUUUCAACCGUCCAGUGCGCCACGAAUUUUUAUAAAGGGUGGUCCUAUAAUUUAGGAGUAUCCUCAACAGGCAUAGCCCAAGGAGGAGGAUCUCUGCCAUGACCUGCAUGAAAAAAAAAAGAAGAAGAAGAAGAAGGAAUGGUGACCCCUCAAAGGACAUCACCACAGGAUUCUCAGUCUCUGUUCCACCGAGAAUAUUUUCUUUUUUUUCCAUUCUCCAAAUGUCAUUUCAUUCACGACGCUGCUAAACGCGGAAAGAACCUCUUCGUACCAACCAGCUAAAGCCAGCCCUGGGUCAGCCUCCCCCUCUCCCCCCUUCAAAAAAUAUUCAUGCAAAAUAGUGAUUUGUGAAAAUGAUAAGAAAGUGAAUCUGAAGGAAAAAUAUGUCUGUUAUAUAUAUUUGAGAUUGACGUCGCCCUAUCACAAUCUGUCGCAUCAUUGACCAGCAAUGCUGUAGUAACUCAAAAUUGCUGUAUAGUAACUGAGUAUGUAGCAAUCACCCCUGGGGGAACACCCACGACCCAACACCUAACUACGGUCACAAACAUCCGUCUGGUGAAGUGUGCUGUGCUAGUCAAUAAUGACCCUCCUGCGAGGCUGUGUAAGGUCAUGAUGUCCCAACUUGGAAACAUAAACUAUAAUCUAUGGUGCUAAGCCUUCCUAGGGAAACCAUGCGGUACAAAUGGCCAUCGGGAGAACUCUCGUCGUUCGAGAAGAAUAAUCGUGGCGAGUGCGAGUGCUUAGUGGUUCCUCGUCAAUUGUUACCAGAAGCACCAUGGUGCAGUCAGGACUAAUCUAUCCUAAGGAAGUUGAGGCUCCAAGUGUUGAUGAUAAGUCAUUGGUGCGCCGCUUUCACUAAACAAUAUUAUUAGUAAUAAUAUCCCCUACACAUCAUUAUCUUAUUUCCAGUGGCGCACCAUACCUCAUUUUUCACUUUUCUUACGGUGGCGGUCUCCUCACUCACUUUGGUACAAAGCUCUCACUUGUGAAUAAGUUUCACCACAUAUAUCUAUUUAUUUCUGAAGGUAAGAAUGAUUCUUUCCUGGGCGUCUGUCCAAUCAGCUAAUGGCCCAGUGAUAUAUAUACUAUGAAUGAUGAUGAUAAUGAUAUCUUCAUUGCAUAACACAUAUAGUGUAGGUGUUGUGAUCUAGUUUUUGAUACUGUUGUUUUGUACAAGAGAUUAUAAUAAUACAAGAAGUAAUGUAGCAAGAGUUAUUAUUAUUAUUAUUAUGUAUUGUUGCUUGAGCAACCAUCUCUACCCAGAUAUUGCUGCCACUUGUCCAUGAUAUGUGUUCCGAGCAAGGAGGGCAUGCUCCCUCCUUGUUUCUCUCUGUCACUAGAUAUAUAUAUAUAUAUAUACAUACGUAUGGUAUAUAUAUGUAUAUAUGCAGAAUAUAUAUACCGGUCAAUAAUUGUAGUUUGUUGAUUCCAAGCAGAAGCAUAAAAUUUUAGUGCCUCAACUAGGUCAACCUAGCAUGUACAAACACACACUUUCUAUCCGAGUUGUGGCACAGUAAUUAGCUCAUGAAGGAGGCAUAUGGAAAAUACCCAACCCCCCCCAAACACAGUAAGAAUUAUUUUCGUGUUUCAGAAGUUCAAGCUUUCGUGACAUCACACUUUUAUGAAUUUUUAAACUUGUUUCUCAUCUCGCGAAAAUUGGACCAUUCAGUCAAUUGAUUUCUGUAUUUGAGUUGGAGCCAGAUGUAUUAGGUUUUAAGAAAUUAUAAAUUUACCAGAGGGUUAUAAAAGAGAGUAGUUUAUGGCAACACAUUCAGUCUACUCAAGAUUUUUGUAGUUAUUUUCUGAUGUCAACUUUUGUCCUGUUAAGACAGAUAUUUCUGUGAUGUUAAUCCACUGUAGUACAAUCUUUGUAAGGCUUAUUAACUGCUUAGUUUAACCUCUGGAGGAAAUCUAAAGAACUUGGAAACAUGUAUAACUAUUUAAUUCAUAACCACAAAAAAUUUAUCAGCUGUGGAUUUGUGUUAUCCCGAAUUAUUAAAUGUCUGUUGCAAUAGAUUAAGAACAAACACAAAAUUGUAUUAUCAAGGAAAACGAAAAUGUUGUUUGGCUUUCAAAAUUAUAUUUUGCUGGAAGGAUUGUUCCUUUCCAGGUAGAGGCUCCAGAUCAGAUGCACCAAAUUAUGAAAGAGCAGUUUUUAUUUUUAAGUACUCAGAAUAUUUUAAAUCUUUGUAAGACUUUUUAAUUUGACUCAAGUACAUCCAUUACAAGGAAACUGUGCCUGUACCAUAUGCCUGCUAAUAGAGUACUACCAUUUUUUAGAUAAGGGAGAUUUUUUGAUGAAAUGUAAAUUUUUUUUUUUUCAUUUGUAAUUUUUCCGUUUCACACUUUUAACAGCUGAAUUUGGCAACUUGACUAUUUCCUCUGUAACGAACGUAGCAAUGAGAAGCAAUCUUUUUAAAUAUAUUUUUAUUUUCCUUUCUGUUUAGUUUUAAAGAAAAAAAGAACUUUUUUAGUAGUUAGUUUAAGCGUUGAAUUAAGAUUUGGAACAUUCCAAUUCGUGGGAUUCACGGGCAUUCUUCACUCUGGUUAUGUUACUCCCCGCAAAAAAAAACCCCACCCUCCUUCGGCCUGGCGGUCUUUUUGGCAUAAUCAUUGUAUUCGUCAUCACAGCAAUCAUCAUUAAGUUCAUCGUAUCGCAUCAUCACUUCGCUGCUGUUGUGCACAUUCCGCAAAAAAAAAAAACACAUUGUAAUUAAUAAUAAUGACUAUAAAAAGCAUUGCAUUUCUCUUUUUUAAUAUUAAUAAUGGUAAUCCUUCUUACAUAUUAUUUCUUCUUUUAGCUUUUUAGAUUUUGUCUCUUACGUUUUUAUCUUCCGUAGAUUGUAAGUUUCUUAUCAAUAUUUUUUUUUCACUUCUAUCUCAUUGCUCCUCAUUGCAAGGUAAAUUUGUACAUUUUUUUUUAUAAAAUUGUAUGUAUGUGUUGUGUACAUAUGUAUAUACUAUACAUAUACAUAUAUGUAUGUAUGGAUAUACCAUAUAAUGUAUAUAUAUGCUUAUAUAUACUUUGAUGUAUAUGCACACAUGUCAGUAUGUAUACAUACAUACAUACACAGUAUAUUAUAUCAAUGCACUUAUCGUGUGUGUAUCAUAUACGUGCUAUGUAUGUAUACAUGUCAGCAUAUAUGUGUGUAUUGAUAUAUACAGUAUGUAUAUUCCACACAUAUAUAUAUAUAUAUAUCUUGAUACAUAUAUAUGGCAUGACACACGUGGAAAUGCAGCUAACAAUCUCCCUGCCACAGUUAGUUAGUGUUUCAGAGUAACUUUACAGAGCAAAGGAAUAUAUCUGUGUGUAAUUGCCGAGAUGAAAAGGCAGCGGUCCCUGGUUAACUGGCUUGAGAUUAUCUUGGUGUGUGUGUGUGUGUGUGUCGCGAAAAGCAGCCAAGAGUCUGCUGCUGUCCCUGGGCCUGCAGUGGACUCCUUAUCAAAGGCCUAUCUUUCCCCGAAGUCACCACCAAGAAUUUCGCC